CCUCGGCCGAGUUCGCCGAGCGCCUCGAGUUCAUCCAGCCCCAGGUGCUGUCGGGGAUCCCGGUGUACCGGGUGAUGGACCGGCAGGGACAGGUGAUACGGAAAUCCGAGGAUCCUCAGCUGCCCAAGGAGCAGGUGCUGAAGCUCUACAAGACGAUGACGCUGCUCAACACCAUGGACAGGAUCCUGUACGAGUCCCAGCGACAGGUGAGCCUCACCUGGGCGCACCUGGGGCACUCACCUGGG
Messenger RNA from Zonotrichia albicollis (white-throated sparrow), 245 nucleotides. NCBI's taxonomy places the organism in Eukaryota, Metazoa, Chordata, Aves, Passeriformes, Passerellidae. The record is from RefSeq and is a predicted model, not a curated record.